This is a messenger RNA of Parasteatoda tepidariorum (common house spider), 4490 nucleotides long. RefSeq lists its product as uncharacterized. Lineage: Eukaryota; Metazoa; Arthropoda; Arachnida; Araneae; Theridiidae. The record is from RefSeq and is a predicted model, not a curated record.
UGGUGGGGAAAGCUUAUUCUCUUCACUUCAAAGGAAGCGUUGUCCAACCAACCGGCAUCAUCAUACUCACUCAAGGCGGGAAUAGAACCGGUCACAAGAAAAUAGCUUACCUUGGAAUAAAACCGCAUCUUUUUUGAAUCCGAGCACGUUUUUAUAUGAAAAACGAAUUUCUUUUGUGAUUUUUCGCCAAAAAUUUCAUAUUGGAAUAAUUCUUGGAGCUCAUUUUAUCGUCUUCCAUAUUUUGUGAAUACAUAUCGUCUGCUUUUUUGAAAACAUUCUUUUGGUUUUUAAGAUAACAGACCAUUUAACCGAAAGAUGGGUAACAGAACAAGUAAAAAGGCUGAGAUAACUACGCCUCCUACGAAAGAUAAGAAAUUAAAAAGAAAAAAGAGCAAGAAAGAGGUAGCAUCUGCGAAUGGUGAUACUGGUAUCGAAGAAGUAGGCAUUCAGGAGAAGAAAGAUGACAUUGCAAUUACUGAAAAUGGAACUAAAAGUGCAGAAGAAACUGAAGUUAAGAAGGAAGAGACUCAAAGUGCAACAUCUGGCGAUGCACCAACUGACAUAGUUCAGGACAGUCCUGGUAAAGAAGCACCAAGUGUUGCUGUCAUAUCUGAGGUUCAGUCACCCACUAGUGAAGCAUCUCCUGUUGCUGAGGAAUCAAAGGAAAAAACACAAGUUGAAGCUAAAAUUGAGUCUGUUGCUGAAACUAAGACAGAAACGGCUGUAGAAGCAAAGCCAGAGACCCCUGUGGAAGUGAAACCAGAUGCAACUGUAGAAGCACAGCCGCAAGCACCUGUAGAAACUAAAGCAGCUUCUCCUAUUGAAGAAAAAGUAGCAUCUCCUGUUGUUGAAGAAAAAGUUGCAUCCCCUGUUGUAGAGGAAAAAGUUGCAUCCCCUGUUGUCGAAGAAAAAGUUGCAUCCCCUGUUGUAGAAGAAAAAGUAGCAUCCCCUGUUGUAGAAGAAAAAGUAGCAUCCCCUGUUGUAGAAGAAAAAGUAGCAUCCCCUGUUGUAGAAGAAAAAGUAGCAUCCCCUGUUGUAGAAGAAAAAGUAGCAUCCCCUGUUGUAGAAGAAAAAGUAGCAUCCCCUGUUGUAGAAGAAAAAGUAGCAUCCCCUGUUGUAGAAGAAAAAGUAGCAUCCCCUGUUGUAGAAGAAAAAGUAGCAUCCCCUGUUGUAGAAGAAAAAGUAGCAUCCCCUGUUGUAGAAGAAAAAGUAGCAUCCCCUGUUGAAGAAAAAGUAGCAUCCCCCGUAGAAGAGAUUAAGGCAGCUAUCCCAGUAGUGGAAACAAAAGCAGAAACCCCUGUAGAGGAGACAAAACCAGAAACCCCCAUUGAAGAAACUAAAGCAGAAACACCCGUAGAAGAAACUAAAGCUGAUACUCCCGUAGAAGAAACUAAAGCUGAUACUCCCUUAGAAGAAACUAAAGCUGAAAUUCCCGUAGAAGAAACUAAAGCUGAAACUCCCGUAGAAGAAACUAAAGCUGAAACUCCCGUAGAAGAAACUAAGGCUGAAACUCCCGUAGAAGAAACUAAGGCUGAAACUCCCGUAGAAGAAACUAAAGCUGAAACUCCCGUAGAAGAAACUAAAGCUGAAACUCCUAUAGAAGAAACAAAAGCUGAAACUCCGGUAGAAGAAAUUAAAACUGAAGCAUCUUCUAUUCAAGAAAAUUUGCCAGCACCUCCAGAAAGUCCAAAAAAUGAAUCACCCGUAGAAAUAGUUUCAGAAGAACAAAAAUCUGUCCCAGUAUCACCUGUAGAAACAACACCAACAGAAGCAGAUAAACCAACUUCUCCUGCCCCAACAGAAACUAAAGUAAAUGGAGAGGUUAAUGGGGACAUUGUGCAAAAUGAGGUUACAAAUGGAACUGUCAAUGGUGAUCAAAAUGGUACUGCUGAAAUCCCUACUUUGAUUUCGUGGAAAAAAGAGGCUAAUAGAGUUGAAAUUUCUGGAGAUUUCAACCAAUGGGGUGACAAUUGUGUUCUUAAUUUGCAGGAUGGUGCUUUUUCAACUAAGUUGAAACUACCUCAAGGAAAAUAUCACAUUAAAUACCUUGUGGAUGGAACCUGGACUAUUGAUGAAAGCCAACCUGUCGUGGAGUUAGAUGGCCAUGGUCAAGUAAAUGAAUUGACCGUUCAAGGAGAAUAAAGAAUGAUGCCAUAAGAUGUGUAUAUUACAUUAUGUAAAGUUUGUGUCCCGUGAAGGAACUUUUAUGAAUGUAGUCCUAUUCUACACCCUCUCACCUGGAAGUAUUAAAUUUUUCUGAAAAAGCUUUUAUGCGCAAUGAUAACAUUUAUAUCUUGAUUCAUUGCAUAUGGUGGACUAUAUAGGUUGUGAAUGUACGCAACUUUUAUUGUGCAGUUUGUGACAUAAAGGACACAUAAGCACUGUAUAGGAUUGAGAUGUUUUUUUUUUCCUUUAAAAAAUAUAAAGUAGCAAAUUGUAGUGUAGAAGUGUAUGUGCUAGUUCAUAUCAAAUUUUCCUCCAAUUGUAUAUCUGCAAUUCAUUACAGCGUCCAUAAAAGCAGUUUAAAUUGAUGAAACCGAAUCAAAAGUUAAUUUGUUCCUGUCUGUUUUAUUAUAAUCAAUGUUUCUGAUUUGAUCAAAUUUUUGUGUAUUUUUUUUUAAAAAUUAAUCCAUCAGUUCCUUUAUAAAGCAGAGCUUUACAUUUUCCCUGAUUAUUGAUCAUUUUAAAUGCUGUAAUGAAUUGGUCCUCAUUGACAAAAUUAUUAUUUUUUUUUAAAUCUGUAAAUAUCUUAUCUAUAUUUAAGCCCAAGUUGAAAAUUAGAGCUGGAUAACAUUAAGUUGUAAUAUGGUUUUCCAACUGUUUUUACGCAUAUAUUAAAUGGUAUUUUAUUAUAGUAUAUAUAUUUUUUUUUCAGUAUUUUUAAUUUGUAAAUUGGUGUGCAAGAGAUAAUUUGAACUUCAACAGUUGAACGGGUCGUAUAAAAGUCCCUGAAAAAAAUAAAAAAUAAACUUUGAAUAAUUUUGCAGAAAGAAUAAAAAUAAUGAUUAAAGUUAGUAGCAUUAAUUUGCUACUUCACUUUUUUUUUUCACUUUUAAGCUUAUGGAAAUUUUUUGUAUGGAAUGAGAAACUUUACUUUAAACAAGAAUCUUUCUAGUGGGUUUUAAAAUUAAAGCUCCAGUUCUACAAAACAGUGAAGGAAGAUUUAAUGUAUGUUCACAUGAAUAUUUGGAUGUAUGUUAUGCUGGUUAUGCUAAAAGGUUUCCAUUAGAAUAAAAAUGUGAAAUUUCCCCUAUCUGUGGCACUGUAACAAAGAAAAAUUAAAAUAACAGUUCAAAAAAUCGAUAUUUUUAAUAUUUAACACUUGUGUGUGCUUUAUGUGCAUGUCUUGUCAAUCAAAUACUAUUCUAAGUGUACUACCACUUUAUCAACAUCUGUACAUAUCAGCAUAAAUAAAAGCAUAGUUGUCAUUGCUGGUUUUUCAAGUCCACUUAAGUAAUUACAUAUCUUUGUGAAAUGCAAUCAUUGAGAAAACCUAAUAACGAAAUGUCCUUAGAGUUAAUAUCUGGUGAUCAUGCUGGCCUCUAAAUCUUUAUUAUACGAAGUGACAUGGGCUAUUUAUUAGCAUGUUUUAGUAAACCGGGCAUUCUAUAGGCAAAAUUUCAAAAAACAUUUUUCUGGUGGUAACCUUUGCCUCAUAACAUGUAUUUGAAAUUUCCUUUGAAUCCUUUAAGCAGAACCGGAACUACGAGCCUUUGAGCACACUCUGUUCAUUUUAAGUACCCUGUAUAAGAAAUCUAUAUUGGUAUUGGCGAUGUAUCAUGAAAAUUGCUGCAUAGAAAAAAUUAUGUAUCCAGCUCUAAUUUUCAUAACUGAUUGGGUGUUCCGAAUUAAGUUUUUUCUUUCUUUUUUAGAUGUUUCUAUGUUUAAACGAGUAAUAUCUAAGUAACUUUCAAAUCGAAUGCAUUUUUUUCAAAAGCCCACUGUUUGUAAGUUUAUAGUAAUUUACACAUACUUUUUAAAACAUUUUAAAUGGUGUUGCCAAAUCUUUUUUAUAAACUAGAUUUUACAUUUUUUUAAAAAGUAGCUGUCCACAAAAUUAUACUUCCACAAAUAAGGUGUCUAUUUACAGUUUUUAAGAUAUUGUUUUUUAUCUCUACCUUUUUUGGAAUUGAGAUACUAAAAUAAGUAGUGCCUUUUUUACGAAAGUCACUUUAUUUCUGACGCAAUAGCAUUUUGAAAAAAAGAAAAAUUUAUCAAAUCUUUGAAUGUAUUUAUAUGAAUUUAUAAUCAUUUGGUGCUGUAUUUUCUUAGUACAUUUCUGAAAAUUUAGUUUGAAAACAUUUAAGUUCUAGUCAAACUGAACAUUUUUGAAAAAUCUACUAACAAUACUCUAUUAGAAUAACACAACACCCUUUGAAUUUUAUAUAUUGUAAUUUGCAUCAUUAUUUUAUAUUUCGUUGACAUUUCAUAUUGUUAAUAUUUUGUACUACAAACUGCUUUUUCAAAUAAAAAAUUAAAAGGAUGAAAAA